Messenger RNA from Brassica napus (rape), 1057 nucleotides. RefSeq lists its product as uncharacterized. The record is from RefSeq and is a predicted model, not a curated record. Bases 263 to 850 code for a protein of 195 amino acids. The transcript has 3 exons. NCBI's taxonomy places the organism in Eukaryota, Viridiplantae, Streptophyta, Magnoliopsida, Brassicales, Brassicaceae.
UAAAGAAAUAAAAAGGUCAACAAGAAUCAUUCUGACACUCGUGAACGCGGAGACUUUUGAGGGAUUCAUCCGAAUUCUCAGUGCAACUUGACAAGUUAUCAUCAUCAUCAUCACCUCUCAAAUUGAAAUCACAAUCAAACCAAACCACACCCUCCAGUCUCCAGAUUCGUCGUAUCGGUAAGUGUCUCCCAUUAUUCUCCCUGUGUGGGGGAAAAUUGAAUUUUAUAUCUUUGUGAUCCGAUACAUAGGAGAGAAGAAAAAGAUGGCGGUUACUAUGAAACACAUGUCGUUGAUCGUGUCUUUGUUUGGCGUCUUGUCGUUUAUUCUUGGAGUCAUCGCUGAGAACAAGAAGCCUGCGUCUGGGACUCCAAUACACGGAAAGGGAGUAGUUAUCUGCAAAUACCCAUCUGAUCCAACUGUUGCCUUGGGUUACCUUUCUGCUGCCUUUCUCCUUGCCUGCACCGUUGCAGGAUACAAAUCCCUGUUCAUCUCUUACAAGGGAAGGUCUGUUCCCAACUCUGUCCUGUUCAAAAGCACCAGCUUCUCUGUCUUCUUUAACAUUGCCUUGAUAACAUCUGGACUGGCUUUGUCUCUGUUGCUAUGGCCAACCAUUACAGAGCAACUUCACUUGACCCGUAAUGUACACCGGAACUUAGAGACCAGCUGCCCCACGGCUAAGACCGGUCUCCUUGGUGGAGGCGCCUUUGUGUCAUUGGACUCGUGUCUUUUCUGGUUGGUCGCUCUAAUACUCGCUGAUAACGCCCGUGAAGACCAUUUUGAUGAAGCUGAUAACAGAAAUGGCGAUGGGAACUCUUCCUCCAGGGAUGUGAAUCUCAAGAUUGAUGCUUGAGUGAAUAAUCUGCAUCUGCUUACUGGUAUUGGAGUUGUAUGUUUUUAUUCUACUGCUUGUUUGAUUAGGAAAAUUACAAAUAGUUUCUUCUACAUAUAUUUGAUUUUAAAGAUGCUAUAAAUUGUCUCUGAGCAGCUUACUGCACAAUGAUUCUCAAAGUUGUAUAUGUCAGAUUCUUGAUUUAGUAAAUCUUUUGAUUUGGUUUGA